ACAGUGCCGCAUACUUGAAGGACAACACAGCCGUCGCGUAAACGUGAUAAUGAUAGAGCACAUACUACUCUAUUCUUAUCGGUUACAUGCGCGAGAGCGCGUCGACCGUUUCGAGAAAGACGGCUGCGAACUUGCCGCAUGACUCGUCUAUGCGUUUCGCGGGACCGCCAUGAUGUACACGCAGCCCGGCGGUCGUCCGUGCGUGCGUGCGCGCGUGUGUGCACGUAAACAAGACGUCUCGUCGCGCCAUCGUCGUCGUCGUCGUCGUUGCUGUUGUCGUCGUCGUCGUCGUUGCGGAUUCGUCGCAUCAGUCCGGAAUACUCAGACGCUGGACGACUCUCCCGAAUAGAUUGCGAGAUCAGCUGGUCGGAUCGUCCGCGCGUCGAUAAGAUAUGCGCCGCGGACGUCGUGCCGCAGCGAUCGGUCGCGCGAGACGACGGCGAUUAACCCGCUGCGCGUUAUCACUCAAUCGCGUCACGCGUCUCUCGCCGCGAGGGUGAGAGAGUCGACGGGAGAGCGGGACGGUCGCGUGACGCGUGAAAAAUAGAAAGGAGUAUAAAAGGAAAAAAGAAAAUACAAAAAAAAAAAGACGGGUAACAGAAGAGCGCGCCGUCCCGACGCCUCCGCCAUGAGGCUGGAGGAGAUGCCGUUGCGGUUGAGCUCCGACGAGCGGGACUUUGAAAUGGACGAUGAUGAGACUGAUUAUCUGCUGCAGCCGUCCGAGGACAGCAUCAGACAGCUGACGUCGAGGCGACGGCGCAUCGUCAAUUGUUCCAAGUACCUGAAGAGCUGCCUCUGCGGAUGCUGUACUUGGAUGUGGAGGAGAUGCUGCAGAGAACGGGAAUUAAGAGCCAGAGUUAUCCAUAUUGGACAGCCUAUGCAUGAGAAGUUUCCCACGAAUGUUAUAAGAAAUCAAAAAUACAAUGUUGUUUCUUUCCUGCCUUUGGUCCUCUUUCAACAAUUUAAAUUCUUUUUGAAUUUAUACUUUCUGCUUAUGGCUAUAUCUCAAUUUAUACCAGACAUAAGAAUAGGAUACUUGUACACGUAUUGGGGGCCAUUGUGCUUUGUUUUAACUGUAACAAUUUUCCGCGAAGCCGUCGAUGAUUUUAGAAGAUACAAGAGGGACAAGGAAGUCAAUGCACAAAAGUAUUAUAGACUAGUGAAAGGUUUUGAUACACCAGAAUUAGUACCAAGUUCCAAAUUACGCGUGGGUGACUUGGUUAUAGUAGAAAAAGGUCAAAGAGUACCAGCCGAUUUAGUAUUAUUACGCACAACUGAGAAAUCUGGUGCGUGUUUUGUGCGAACCGAUCAGUUGGAUGGAGAAACAGAUUGGAAAUUAAGAUUAGCAGUGCCUGCAACGCAAAAAUUGGAAAGCAAUUCUCAGUUGUUUGAUAUCAAAGCCAGUUUGUAUGUCGAGAAACCUCAAAAGGAUAUACAUAGCUUUAUUGGUACCUUUUCAAGGUAUGAUGGAUACAGCAGUGAAGAAAGUUUGGGUGUGGACAACACAUUAUGGGCCAACACAGCAGUGGCAUCUGGUUCCGCCCUUGGUAUUGUUGUUUAUACCGGGCAGGAAACGCGAUCUCUGAUGAAUCACUCAGAAAUCCGAUCGAAAGUUGGUUUGCUUGAUCAAGAAAUCAAUCAAUUAACGAAGGUAUUAUUUUGUGCGGUAAUAGGACUCGCGCUUGUAAUGAUGUGUUUAAAAGGAUUCAGCGGACCAUGGUAUCGUUACAUGUUCCGUUUCGUCUUGCUGUUUUCCUACAUCAUACCGAUCAGCUUGAGAGUAAAUCUGGACAUGGGCAAAGCGUUUUACGCGUGGUGCAUACAAAGGGAUAAGGAUAUUGUCGGUACGGUUGUACGGACAACUACUAUUCCGGAAGAGCUCGGACGUAUAUCGUAUUUACUGAGCGACAAGACCGGUACGUUGACGCAGAAUAAAAUGGUGUUCAAGAAGUUACAUCUGGGCACCAUAUCUUACGGCCAGGAGACGUUCGAUGAAGUAACGUCAGUAUUAAAGACUUAUUACCCUACUGACACGGAGCACUCACCGGUGAAGCCGACAUCCGCGCACAGUGGGAAGGUCCGAAGAUCCGAGAAUACCCGGAUCUACGAUGCCGUGCAUGCUCUAGCUCUGUGCCACAACGUGACUCCGGUGUACGAUGAAGUAAACAAAUCCUCGAAUCUGGAUUCGGUAAGCGUGCAGACCAUGGAAACUGGUGAUACUGGUUCCAUCCAAAGUCAAACAGAGGCGGAUCAACAUUAUUAUCUGCCAGAACAGAAGCGUAAUUACCAAGCCUCGAGCCCGGAUGAAGUGGCUCUGGUGAAAUGGACGGAGGAAAUAGGACUGGCUCUGGUCAAGCGGGACUUAAAUUCGAUGCAGUUGAAGACUCUGAACGGUCAAAUAUUGAAUUAUACUAUACUCCAAAUAUUCCCUUUUACCUCGGAAACCAAGCGAAUGGGAAUAAUUGUGAGGGAGGAGUCCAGCUCUGAGAUCAUAUUCUAUUUGAAAGGUGCUGAUGUUGUAAUGUCUGGUAUUGUGCAAUAUAAUGAUUGGCUGGAUGAGGUGUGCGAAAACAUGGCACGUGAAGGUCUCAGAACAUUGGUUGUGGCAAAGAAAAAUUUGACCGAAGAUCAGUACCUUGAUUUUGAAGCAAAAUACAACGCGGCGAGAAUGAGCGUCAGCGACCGUGUAUCAAGAGUCGCUGCGGUGGUGGAAAGUCUCGAGAGAGAAAUGGAACUGUUAUGCGUCACCGGUGUCGAAGAUAGGUUACAAGACAGAGUGAGGCCUACUCUGGAACUCUUGAGGAAUGCCGGAAUCAAGAUAUGGAUGUUGACCGGUGAUAAAUUGGAGACCGCCACUUGUAUAGCGAAAUCCUCGCGUCUUGUGUCACGCACUCAAGGCCUGCACGUCUUCAAGUCUGUCGUGACGCGCACCGACGCUCACUUGGAACUGAAUACAUUUCGCAAGAAGCAAGAUUGUGCCUUAGUUAUCAGCGGCGAUUCCCUAGAGGUGUGCUUACAGUAUUAUGAGCAAGAAUUUCUGGAACUCGCUUGCGGCUCACCCGCCGUUGUUUGUUGCCGAUGCUCUCCCACACAAAAAGCCGAAGUUGUUAGUCUCAUACAAAGACAUACUGGCAAGAGAACGGCGGCUGUUGGUGAUGGCGGUAACGACGUUUCCAUGAUACAAGCCGCAGACGCUGGAAUUGGUCUCGAAGGUCUUGAGGGAAGACAAGCAUCGCUAGCUGCUGAUUUUUCAAUUUCUCAGUUUAGUCAUCUCGCUAACUUACUAUUAGUUCACGGUAGAAGAAGUUAUAAACGAUCAGCUGCAUUGAGUCAAUUCGUUAUACAUCGCGGUUUGAUAAUCUCGACUAUGCAGGCUGUGUUUUCUGCAGUCUUUUAUUUGUCUUCGGUUGCCUUAUAUCAAGGUUUUCUUAUGGUUGGAUACGCUACAAUAUACACAAUGUUUCCCGUCUUUUCAUUGGUAUUAGACAAAGAUGUAUCAGGAAAGAUAGCGCUUACUUAUCCGGAACUUUAUAAAGAACUUAGUAAAGGCCGUUCAUUAUCAUAUAAAACUUUUUUUAUGUGGGUUUUGAUAAGUAUAUAUCAAGGAGGAGUAAUCAUGUAUGGCGCACUUAUAAUGUUCGAAGAUGAAUUUAUUCAUAUAGUGGCCAUAAGUUUUUCAGCGCUAGUUUUGACAGAAUUAAUAAUGGUUGCUUUAACAAUUAGAACCUGGCAUCAUAUAAUGAUGCUUGCAGAAAUCUUCUCUCUAGCGCUUUAUUUAUUAUCGUUGGUCGUUCUGAAGGAUUAUUUCGAUGCUGAAUUUAUUAAAACAACAGACUUCUUAUGGAAGGUAUUGGUGAUAACACUGGUCUCGUGUAUGCCACUGUACAUCCUGAAAUUUUUGAGGAAGAAAUUUUCACCUCCCAGUUACACUAAAUUAUCCUAAAAUCUUAUGCGGAAAUUAAUUUGUCUGCAUAUAGAUGACAAAGGAGGAUAAACAUCAAACAUAAUUUGUUAAUACAAGGAAGAGCUGUAAAAAAAUUUUCUUUCGUUUUACAAUAUCCCUAAUCCAAUCCAAUAUAAUUUUUAAUGAAAUAAGAAAGAUAUCUCAUAUGCACCAUUUUGUAACAAUCAACUAUUUUUGUAACAAUCAAUUUUUAUGACAUUAGUCCUAAAAUGGACUAAUGUAACAGGAAAUAUAAUAUCGCAAAAAAAAAAUAAUAAAAACCAUCAGUUUCCAAAUUUCUUGUAUUAUAUCUGCUGACUUCAAGGAAAUAUGGAUUGGAUUAAAUUUGUUAUAAGCGGAUCAAUAUCACGAUUCUCCGCAUAAUGUUAAUUCUUCCUGCAAGCUUAUUUACUAUGCAUCUUAGCUUUAGAUUAAAUACAUGACUUUUUUUAUACUUAAUUUUCUUUAUACAUAUUUCUUUUGUUUGUAUAUUAAUUUAUUUUUUAAUGCAUUGCCAAAGGUCGCAUCUUCCAUUUCAGUGUGUUCACACGCACACAUUGCGACAUUUAUAUGUCUGCUCUAAAUACCAUUCAUUUUUUAAAUAUUAAUUAAGUACGUUCUUUAAUCGAGCAUAACAGUAUUUUUCAUGUAUCUAAAUCUUUGAGCAUUCGCAUGGAUCACUACAAGUAAUCUUAAUUUAUAUAACAAUAACUAGAUGCAUUUGACUUAAAGAAGGCUAGAACUACACGAUUAAAGUAUAGAAUUUGAGUAUCAGAAAUAAAAAAACUGUGAUUUUUGCGAAUUAAACCUAACCGGCAUUUUAUGUACUGAUGUUAUUAUAUUGUAUAAGAAGCUUUAUUCUCUGAAAUUAAUCGAAAAACAUUUUUUUUUAAUCUUAUCCCUUCAGAAUAUUUCUAUAUGGGGACAUAUCUUUUGUUAUUAUUUAUAUUUCC
Molecule: messenger RNA, 4896 nt
Organism: Trachymyrmex septentrionalis
Lineage: Eukaryota; Metazoa; Arthropoda; Insecta; Hymenoptera; Formicidae
Product: probable phospholipid-transporting ATPase IIB
Exons: 12
Coding region: 629-3943 (1104 amino acids)
Biological process (GO): retrograde vesicle-mediated transport, Golgi to endoplasmic reticulum; phospholipid translocation; endocytosis
Cellular component (GO): endosome; trans-Golgi network; plasma membrane
Molecular function (GO): ATP binding; magnesium ion binding; ATP hydrolysis activity
Source: RefSeq, a predicted model, not a curated record